CGGUCGGACUUGUAGUGAGAAAUUGGGGUAGUUCGCGAACGUUUGGUUUUGGGCAGAUAUUGAAGGACUAUGAAGAUCGCAAAGGGUUUAAGUGUGUGGGUGGUAGUGAUUAGUUGUCUGAUAGUGACCGCAUCGGCAGCGGUGAAGAAGAAGCGUGGACUCUAUCAUGGACUUCAGGGGUAUUCGAUACCGUUGGGACUGGGAGCUCAUCGGCCGUACCAUGGGGUAGUUCCAUACGCGAAACAUCAUCAUGGAUAUUACAAAGGGUUUGGGGGAGUUCUACCCCCCGGAUAUGGACUGUUUCCGGGUAAUGCAGCGGUGACUUCGUACCAGCAGAACUUCCCGAAGGUACCGGCGUACUACGCACCCAGCUAUCUACCACCGGUUGGUGCCGGAUUCCUGCGACCAAACUAUGCGCCGAUUGCUCCAGUAGCUCCAGCGGCUCCAGUGGCGCCAGUCGCUCCGGUAGCACCAGCAUUCCCUCUCGGAUUUGGUCAGUUCCCAGCGGCCCAAGCGCCAGCCUUCUUCCCGCUGGGCAACCCCCAACAAACGUCCUUCUUUGCGACGUACCCCCAGAAACCCAUAAUCCCUGUUGCCAUUCCGGCCCCCGAAAAGCCCAAGGUCCCAGUGGUCUUCCAGAAGCCCAUUUUCACGGCCUUCUCCAACCUUCUGCCCAACGGCGUGAUCCCGACCGGAGUCUACAACCCGUCCGUUGCCGUUCAAAAUGGUCCCGUUGCUCCGACCUUCGUCGGAAUCCCGAUCAACGGAGGACCUACGGCCGCAACCCCGACCACGAUCUCCACCGUGGUGACCCAGCAACAGCAACCCUGGCGCCCGGUACUCGUGAACCAUCACCCAACGCCCUCGCCACCCACCACAGUCUCGUUCAAGCCCUCGCUGAGCCUGUUGCCACCGUACAGCCCCGCCCAACAGGGUCAACAGCAGUUCUUCAUCAGCAGCACACCGUCACCUCACACUAUCCAGGACAGCCAGCACCAGCAACAGCAGACGCUGCUCGAUCUUGAACAAGGUCAAGAGGACGGCAACGGGGCGUUCAACGGGCAGCCGUACGAUGUGGCGUCGAACCACGGCCGGUACAGUGGGCCGUCCAGCUAUGACGUGGACAUCACCCACAACGGGUACCAGAAGAAGAAGUAAAGUAAACCUGCUUCAAUUGCCAUUCGAAAUCGCUUAGAGCUUAGAUGAAGUGAACUGUUGUCGUUACUUACGUGUGUAAACUGAUAGUAGUGUAAAUAAAGUAAUUGUAUAUUUAUUAUGUGUAAUAAAGCCGAACCCGACUUGCUCAAACGAAAGA
Molecule: messenger RNA, 1315 nt
Organism: Culex pipiens pallens (northern house mosquito)
Lineage: Eukaryota; Metazoa; Arthropoda; Insecta; Diptera; Culicidae
Product: KH homology domain-containing protein 4-like
Exons: 2
Coding region: 70-1158 (362 amino acids)
Source: RefSeq, a predicted model, not a curated record